Adineta ricciae is the source of this 735-nucleotide messenger RNA. NCBI's taxonomy places the organism in Eukaryota, Metazoa, Rotifera, Eurotatoria, Adinetida, Adinetidae. The record is from the annotation of a GenBank genome assembly.
AUGCUCGGUACUCACCUUUGUACUUUUACCAGUACUAAUCCUUUUCUCACAGCUGAUGAUCAGCUGAUUUUAUAUGGCGUGAUACUACCCGGACUAAUCUUUCAGCUGAUUGCAUNGUCAAAUAAACAUGAAAAAGAAACGAAUGAAAAUGAUGAUAAUGCUAUUAUUAUGGAAGAUGCAUCAUUUUCUUGGAAAGAUACUCCUACUUUGUUUUCUCUCAAUCUCAAAGUCAAAAAUGGAACUUUAGUUGGAGUAAUGGGUCAGAUUGGUGCUGGUAAAUCAACGCUACUCGCUGCUAUUCUAAAUGAGAUUAAUCUUACAAGUGGUAAAUUACAAUUAUAUAUUAAUUCCAUUUCAUAUGCACCACAAUCAGCCUGGAUAUUUGCUGAUACAAUACGAGCGAAUAUUCUUCUUGGUAAACCAAUGGAUAAUGAACGUUAUAAUAAUGUGAUCAAAGCAUGUUGUCUUGAUAUUGAUCUCGAAAGUUUUAGUGAAGUUGGUGAUUUAAUGAUCAUUGGAGAUAAAGGAACAAACUUGAGUGGUGGACAAAAAGCUCGUUUAUCACUUGCACGUGCUCUAUAUGCUGAUACUGAUUUAUAUUUACUCGAUGAUCCACUUGCUGCUGUUGACCCAAAAGUAGCCAAGUUAAUUUUUGAUCAAUGUAUUGGUCCUCGUGGUUUUCUUCAGAAAAAAAACUCGAAUAUUGAUUACACAUCAAAUACAUUUCUUAGUUGA